Cuculus canorus (common cuckoo) is the source of this 1284-nucleotide messenger RNA. It is a transcript of the gene MRPS25, whose product is annotated as mitochondrial ribosomal protein S25. Gene Ontology annotation, molecular function: structural constituent of ribosome. The coding region runs from base 58 to 579 and encodes 173 amino acids. The transcript is spliced from 5 exons. The record is from RefSeq and is a predicted model, not a curated record. Lineage: Eukaryota; Metazoa; Chordata; Aves; Cuculiformes; Cuculidae. Gene Ontology annotation, cellular component: mitochondrion.
CUUCUCGCCAUUUCCGGGGCGGUGCCUCCGCCAUUGCGGGCGGGCGCUGCUGCCGCCAUGCCUAUGAAAGGUCGGUUCCCGAUUCGCCGCACGCUACAGUACCUGAGCCAGGGCGAUGUCAUCUUCAAGAGCUCGGUGAAGGUGAUGACUGUGAACUACAACACGGCGGGAGAGCGCAGCGAGGGCGCGAGAAAGUUUGUGUUUUUCAACAUCCCCCAGAUCCAGUACAAGAACCCCUGGGUGCAGAUCAUGCUGUUCAGGAACAUGACCCCCUCACCCUUCCUCCGCUUCUACCUGGACAGCGGAGAACAAGUUUUGGUUGACGUGGAAGAUAAAACCAACAAAGAGAUAAAUGAGCACAUCAAGAAAAUCUUGGGGAAGAGCAAAGAAACGCUUGAAAAAGAGGAAAAGGAAAGGAAAAAACUAUCACAUCCCGCAACUUUUGGGCCCAAGAAGUAUCAUCUGCGAGAGUGUAUGUGUGAAGUCGAAGGCCAAGUUCCAUGCCCUGCCUUUGUGCCACUGCCCAAAGAGAUGAGGGGAAAAUAUAAAGCUGCUAUGAAAAAGGAAGAAUCAGCCUGACCUCUCAAGUCGUGCUGUCUUUCCUCAGGGCUGGACAAUCAAGGUACCUCAGUGAGAGGAGCUAACAGCUCCUGGAAACAGGAACAAGUUCAUACAGUACAGACAACUUUGUCUCGUAAGUCUUCUUACAGCUACAACUAGAAUAAUUAAAGUGAAAAAUAAAAGCUAAAGACCCAGCUUUUUUGUUGCCAGUUUUACAAAGCAUUACAGCCAACACUGCUUAUAAGGAAAACAAGACAAGGAAAGUGAACUGGCUAGAGCUCCAUUUCCUCCUCAUGCCUGCAUGUAUAAGGUUGUGGCAAAACCAAGCUUACAUUUGCUCCAGGAUAAGGAUACUAGACUAAAAAGUUAAUUUAUCUUUGAAACAGCACAGAAUUCCAAAAUUUACAGAAAGUGGUAUAGAAGCAUUCCUGCUGAUUUCCAUCUUGUACUGACUGAAGAGGGGCUCAAACUACAGCUGAAUUUUCUUUAGUUACCCCUCAGAAACACUUAAAAGUCACAUUUACAAGAUACAACUUUGACAGUUGAUACAGCAGCUCUGAAAAGCACAGAUCAAGUCAAGAAUACCAGCAGUAAAGGAGAAUGUCAGGGUAUCUUUGCAGUGCCAACAACAACGGAUCCGUUCAUCAUCCUUCUCAUCCAGAACUGAGCUCACACUGCUUAUGCUGCUAAUGCUGCCACGGCGGGAGCCAUGGACGCUAUUAG